Molecule: messenger RNA, 1703 nt
Organism: Lymnaea stagnalis (great pond snail)
Lineage: Eukaryota; Metazoa; Mollusca; Gastropoda; Lymnaeidae
Source: the annotation of a GenBank genome assembly
AUGGACAAAUCAGAAGAAAAUCAAUGUCAACAAAGUACUUUUCAAGUUUUGCAUAAAGAAGAACCGAUGCAAUAUAGGAAACAGCAGACAACUGUACAACAGCAGUCAUCAUCUCAAUUACCCCAGAUUCAACAACAAAUACGUGUGGUUCCUGAAAUUCAGAUGCCCACACCAGCUCAACAAUUUGUAUAUCCCCAAAUGGGGCGAUGUCUGUAAGUUUUUAUCAAAAUUAUUUUUAAAAUUUUGGGAGUGGUGUAUUCAUUUUAUCAAGUAUUUGCUUGACACUUAAAAUGUGAAUUUAUGUUAAAAAUCUUUACUGUGUAUCCAGUGCAGAGCAACAGCUGUUAAGAGAUCGGACUCUAGCUCUGAGUCCAGAUGUAAGCACACCUUUUAAAAGUUUAUCUGAUGCAAUGAGGAGAUUAGUGCGCUACCAUACUCUACAAGAUCACAAACCUGAAGAGGGGACAAAAGAAAUGAGAACAUGUAAGUUUUAUAAAUAUUUAAAGGCUGUAAUUUCCCUUGUUUUACCAAAGUACCUACUUCCAAUCACUUGUAUGCCUUUAGUAACCCUGUCACUUGUUGCCACGGUAAACAAGUAGUACAAUUUUAAAACUAGCUUGGAAAUUAAAACAAAAUGAAUUAACAGCUCGUUUUUUAAAACAUUCUGCCAAUGGCAUGCGGUUCGAUUAUAAACAUCCUGUCGGUAAAUUAAAAUCUCGGAGCAAAACAUGAACGGAAUACUAUUUUUUAAAUUAAAAUCUUGGUGCAAAACGGGAACGGAAUAAUAUAAAAAUUUGACUUGGUUUAAUACGAUACAAACAUUGGCGCUGCCAGUGGCUUGUGGCCAUAACGGAAGAAACGCCCACCGGCUCAUGGUAGUUAACCAGUUAAGUCAUUUCAUACUUCACUUAUGCGCGUCUAGGUAACCUUCAAUAUGGUAUGGUCGCUCAGCCUAAUUUUGACUAGGACUUGAUCAAAAACCUUUUUGAUAGCGGAAAGUGCUGAUUAGUUAAAGGACACAUUUUUUUGUUAUAGCCUUACAACAAAAAUAAUAAGUUUCAAUUAGAAAUACCUGGAAAACCUCACUAAAUAACCUUGAAUAAUAUUGAAAUUUUAAGGAAGUGCAAAAGUGGAAGUGGGGCAGUGAUGUUACUAUAUAUAAAUAAACUGAACACCAUGUAAAUAACCAUAAUUUUAACUUAUAAGAUUAAAGCUUUGGUGUAGGGCCUAUACUAAAUAAUUAACAUAUAGUUAUUUAUUUGAUUAUUUAAUAUUAAUUAUAACAAAUGCUAAUUACUUUUUGGUUUUUUUUUUUUUAAUAAACUUUUUUUUUUACAGGGGACACUAGAUACUCUAAAUUAUGUGAGUAUUUAGUCAAAAAGAAAAGGUGCUAUAUGCGAAGAUACAACAAAAUGAAACUAUUUAAUGAUAUGGUGAGUUGCUUCUUUAUUGUUCUUAUCCAUUAGACUAGUUGUAUUCAGUUGUGUGCAUGUUUGUAUUUAUAUUCAAAUAAUGUAAUCAGCAGGAAAGCACAGAGUCAAAGUGCCUGAAAAAUUAAAUUGCUUCAUUUAACAGCUCUACAGCUUUCUCUUAUUCUUAAAAUUACCUUUUUUCAGUGUCCUGAAAAACGUCCAGACUAUCUUCAAAAUUUGCUUUGUUUCAAUGAGCAAUUACGAGAAUUAAUCGACAGUGAAAAAGAAAAG